Molecule: messenger RNA, 1366 nt
Organism: Neurospora tetraspora
Lineage: Eukaryota; Fungi; Ascomycota; Sordariomycetes; Sordariales; Sordariaceae
Product: NADP-dependent oxidoreductase domain-containing protein
Exons: 2
Coding region: 193-1182 (329 amino acids)
Cellular component (GO): cytoplasm
Source: RefSeq, a predicted model, not a curated record
GAGCACAAGUCCUCCACGCCGCAGAUAUAAAUCAGGCCACCCCAAGAGACACAAGGACUUCUUAUCCCCAUCCUCAUCUCAUCAGCAUCACAAGACUUCAGUUGACUCUUACCUAAACUCAUACCCGCCUCAAAACACAUCUUCACUCUCAGGAGCGCAUUACUGUCCUCACCAACAACCAACAUCGCAACCAUGCCUCAGCUCGUCGGAAAGCAAGUUGGCCCCACUGGCUACGGCCUCAUGGGCUUCUGCACCAAGAACCCUCCCACCCCUCAAGAGCAAGCCUUCAAGGCCAUGCGCGCCGCCCUUGAGUCCGGCGCCAACUUCUGGAACGCCGGUGAAUUCUACGGCUCGCCCGACUGGAACACCCAAAAGCUUCUGGCCGCCUACUUCAAGCAGUACCCCGAAGACGCCGAGAAGGUCGUCCUCUCCGUCAAGGGCGCCUUCCUCUUCCCGCAGAUGGUCCCCGACUGCUCUCCCGCCGGCCUCAAGCGGUCCAUCGACGCCUGUCUCGCCGACCUGGACGGCACCCACAAGAUCGACAUCUUCGAGCCCGCCCGCGUCGACCCCAAGGUGCCGCUUGAGGAGAUGCUCAAGUACCUUGAAGACGAGUACGUCAGCAAGGGCGUCAUCGGUGGCAUCGGUCUAUCUGAGGUUUCGGCCGCGACUAUUCGCAAGGCGGUCAAGAUCACCAAGAUCGCUGCGGUGGAGGUCGAGAUCUCCCUUUGGGCGACGCACACGCUUGAGAACGGUGUCGCUGAGGCUUGUGCUGAGUUUGGCAUUCCGUUGAUUGCGUACUCGCCCAUCGGCCAGGGCAUGCUCACCGGCCAGAUCAAGACGCUUGAUGAUCUGCCCGCGGACGACUUCCGCAGGCAUUACCCCCGAUUCUACCCGGAGAACUUCCACUUGAACAUUCAGCUGGUUAGCGAGCUGAAUGAUCUGGCUAAGAAGAAGGGGUUCACGCCCGCGCAGUUGGCGAUCAACUGGGUCAAGUCGCUGAGCAAGAAGCCCGGUUACCCGACGGUUAUCCCGAUCCCCGGUGCGACUACCGCGGAGAGGGUAAAGGAGAAUAAUGUGGAUAUCGAGUUGACUAGCGAGUAUUUGGAGAAGAUUGAUGAGACGUUGAAGAAGUUUGAGAUUGCCGGGAGGAGGUACCCUGAUGCUGUUCCUAUUGACACCUAAGUGGUGUCUAUGUCUGGUUUCUUCCUUGGCUACCUUACCAUACAUAGACUCGACAGGUUUCUUUGUCACGGCCUUUCAUCACUUGUUCAGGAAAUUACAAUGGCGCAUGACAAUACACGAGAAAGCCAACAGAAGGAGAGUGGGAUUAGACAUUAGGUACUCAAUUCAGUCUGCUUCGUCUUUA